GGCAGCCUCCGCACACAAAGAUAACAGGAAAUGGCCCAUCCAGCCCCUGUGGUCACUUACCCCCAAGGCCCCAACUUUCCAAGUGUCCAUCGUGGAGCGGGCGAGUCCGCAGGCAGCCAGCAGCCGCUCUUUUUCCCCUGCCUUAAGAAAGGAGAAGACAUGAAAGUGGGGUGUGCUCCCAUCCCCCAGCAGAAGGAAAGCCCCUGGGUCCGAGUCUCCAGAGAAGGGCAGCUGCUGCUGACAGCGACCCUGCUGCUGGCCCUCCUGUCCAGCGGCCUCACGGCGGUGUCCUUCUACCGGGUGGCCGUCCUGCAAGCGGACCUGCGGAGCCUGCGGGCGGAGCUUCGGGGCCACGGCGCGCCGCCGACGCCAGCGCCCGCCUCGGGCCUGGAGGUGAGUUCGCGGCUGCAGCUGCCCCUCGGGGCGCCCCGGCCUCCAGCAUCCCGAGCGGACAACUCCAGCCGCGGCCGCCGGCGUGGGCGUGCCGCCGAGGCGCCCGAGCAGAGUGGAUCUUACACAUUUGUUCCGUGGCUUCUCAGCUUUAAAAGAGGAAGGGCACUGGAAGAAAAAGAGAAUAAAAUAGUGGUGAGAGAACCUGGUUACUUCUUUAUUUAUGGCCAGGUCUUGUACACUGAUAAUACCUUCGCCAUGGGACACCUGAUACAGAGGAAGAAAGUGCAUGUCUUUGGGGAUGAGCUGAGCCUGGUGACCUUGUUCCGAUGUAUUCAAAAUAUGCCCGAAACACUCCCCAAUAACUCCUGUUAUUCAGCUGGCAUUGCCAGGCUGGAAGAGGGAGAUGAACUGCAACUUGCAAUUCCCAGAGAGAAUGCACAAAUUUCCCGGAAUGGAGACGCCACCUUCUUCGGGGCACUGAAACUGCUCUGACCCACUUACUGGAGGAUUUGUUCCUCCCUUCCUCUUCUCGUACCUCUGAGAAGAAGAUGCAUAACUGGAAAUACCAAAAAGGAAAAGGAGCAGACACUGCAGCCUUUCCUGUGAGCUAUUUGUUUUGGUUUUUGCCAAAGCUGGUUCAAAACAGGAAAUUUAACAGACAACCACAAUGGCUUCUGCAAAAGAGAACCCAAAUUCAGAGAGGCGGAAUGAAAAGUCAGGCCACUGCCCUCUUAGCUUCUCCCCUGGGAGGAGACACCCUACUCGGAGUGCGCGAAUGAGGGCUUCAAAAGUGGUCUUUGUGGUCUAGAUCCAUGGCGCUUCACAUCUCCACAAGGCUAAGGUGUAGCUCAGUGGCAAAGCACGUGCCUAGCAUGAGUGAGGUCUUGGGUUCCAUCUCAAGCACUGUAAAAAAGGGGGGAAAACAGUAAAAAACAACAAGCAAACAACCACAACCAACAUUGGUCUUUGACACAUGAACCCUCAUUAUUCGAACAUUUAAAACAUUUGUGGGAAAUUCAGAAUUUAUUUCAUAUUUUUACAUUGAAUAGAUCUUUCUUUUUUCAGCUAAUAUUAUAGAAAGUUAAAAAAAAGAAGUCUAGGAAUGUGGAGUUAGGUACAGGGAAAUAGAAGUUCAGUUUUAUCAGUUAAAAAUAAACUUAGAAUCUAAGUAUAUUUAAAACUAAGUAUUAAAUAAUUAGACUAAAACCGGACCCAUGCACAACAUGUGUAAGUCUUCUUGGUAUAGUUAACACUGGCAAUUUUAUCUGGAGUGUUAUCUAUUACCAAGAUAUUUUUCAUGGGAGGGAAAGAAUUCCCUCACAUACACUUGUUAUAGCGAAUAUCAGUUACUUCAGAAGCUCUUAAUAUUAGAUAAUUCCAAUCCAUGCACAUAGAGCACCGACUGGAAUGUAGCUACAGUCUAUGGCCAUGCCGCCUUGAAUACACCCAGUCUCAUCUGAAGUGUAGCUACCAUUGCACUUACAUAAAAGAAAGUCCUGGUGAGUACGUUUAUGGUAAUGGGAUAUCACGUCCCUUUAUUUCCAGUUCUGUUUCAAACUGCUGCUAUUGUAGCUGCAGGUAUCCCAUCUUUUGAAAAAAAAAAAAAAUUCAUGUGUCUUGCUUUAACAAAGUUGAGAUAUGGGCUAGAGGGAUGGUUUAGCAGCUAAGGCACUUGCCUGCUUUCAAAGAACCCAGGUUCAAUUCCCCAGCACCCACAUAAGCCAGCUGCACAAGGUGGCACAUGUGUCUGGAGUUCAU
Molecule: messenger RNA, 2151 nt
Organism: Jaculus jaculus (lesser Egyptian jerboa)
Lineage: Eukaryota; Metazoa; Chordata; Mammalia; Rodentia; Dipodidae
Gene: Tnfsf13b
Product: TNF superfamily member 13b
Exons: 5
Coding region: 31-885 (284 amino acids)
Biological process (GO): immune response
Cellular component (GO): membrane
Molecular function (GO): tumor necrosis factor receptor binding; receptor ligand activity
Source: RefSeq, a predicted model, not a curated record